This is a messenger RNA of Chondrus crispus (carragheen), 243 nucleotides long. RefSeq lists its product as hypothetical. The coding region runs from base 1 to 243 and encodes 80 amino acids. The record is from RefSeq and is a predicted model, not a curated record. The transcript has a single exon. NCBI's taxonomy places the organism in Eukaryota, Rhodophyta, Florideophyceae, Gigartinales, Gigartinaceae.
AUGUCCAGCUGUGAACCGUGCCGUAAGGUGCCUGCGACGAAAGGAGAACUGCUUCCAAAGAAAGUGUUGGCAAACGACGAGUCACCUGUCGAUGAGUCGUUGCGUUCAAUAUUUCUGUUUUGUGAAAAAUAUGGAUGGUACCCUUGGUGCAGUAUGACUGGUCUCUUAUCGGAAAGCUUCACCAAACAACAACAUAGGCGCGAAGGAUAUGGAAAUGUGGUUCACAGAAAUGUGCUUGCGUAA